Messenger RNA from Megalops cyprinoides (Indo-Pacific tarpon), 767 nucleotides. RefSeq names its product eotaxin-like. Gene Ontology annotation, biological process: G protein-coupled receptor signaling pathway; neutrophil chemotaxis; positive regulation of ERK1 and ERK2 cascade. Gene Ontology annotation, molecular function: CCR chemokine receptor binding; chemokine activity. Bases 80 to 406 code for a protein of 108 amino acids. NCBI's taxonomy places the organism in Eukaryota, Metazoa, Chordata, Actinopteri, Elopiformes, Megalopidae. The transcript has 4 exons. Gene Ontology annotation, cellular component: extracellular region. The record is from RefSeq and is a predicted model, not a curated record.
UAUAUAGCACUUUUGCUGAGACCGGGGGCAUGCACACAAGCUCCACUCUCUCGAAGCUCUCUGAAGGUAACCACAGAAGAUGGCCCACUUCAACCUGAAAACAGUUUGUCUGCUGCUUGUCUUGACUGUGACCCUCUUCAAUCUGCAGGCAGAUGCAGCCUGCUGCACAAAAUAUUCAAGGAGUGAAAUUCCAAUCAAUCUAAUUAAGGGUUACUCAGUACAGACCAUCACCAAACAGUGCCACAUCUACGCAGUUAUUUUCCUCACACAGAAAGGCAGAAAACUGUGUGCUGACCCUAGAAAAGCCUGGGUGAUGGACAGGAUCCAGGAGCUCAGGAAAAGAGUGCAACAAAUAGCAAGGGAACAGCGCAGGAACAUUGAUGUUCCUUCACCAUCGGCUGACUGAGAAGCCCAGUGACAACUGAGGACUGACAACUGCACUGAGCUGAAAAUGCUAACGUUAGCAUCUAUCGCUAGAGACUCAUGUUCUAUUUCUGACUUAUGGCUUCAUUCAUUCUCCCUGAAUCCACUGAUAAUUUACCAGUUAAAUUGUGGGGGACGUCAUUAGUGAUGAUCUGAUGUUUGUUAAAAAAAAACAAUUCCUGGUUCUUGGUUGGCUCAUUUUGCAAAUGUUGAAUGUAUUGCGGAAAUUCUAAUGUAUUUUUGUAAAUACCUCCGCUUUUCUUUGUGUUCAAACUUUGUGUUGCAUAUAAACAUUUAGCUUCAAAUACUGGUAACCUCACAUGAGAAAUAAAGACAAUUCUUGA